AUGGCCGGGGGCGCGGAGCGAGGCCGCGGGGGCGCGGGCUGCGGGCUGCGGGGCGCGCUGGCGGCCGUGGCGCUGCUGGCGGCGCUCAACGCCGCGGGCACCGUGUUCGCGCUGUGCCAGUGGCGCGGGCUGAGCGCGGCGGUGCGGGCGCUGGAGGCCCAGCGGGGCCGCGAGCGGCGCGAGGACAGCGCCCUGCGCUCCUUCCUGGCCGAGCUGAGCCGCGCGCCGCCCCCGCCGCCCCCGCCGCCCCCGGACCCCGCCGGCGCCGCGCGCAGCAAGCGCAGCCACGGCGGGGAGCCCGCGCCGCACCUCCGCGCCGAGAGCCACGACAUGCUGAUGCUGAUGACCUACUCCAUGGUGCCGAUCCGAGUGAUGGUGGACCUCUGCAACAGCACCAAGGGCAUCUGCCUGACAGGACCACCUGGCCCACCAGGACCUGCGGGAGUUGGCGGGUUACCAGGACACAAUGGCUCAGAUGGACAGCCUGGCCCCCAGGGCCCAAAAGGAGAAAAAGGAGCAACUGGAAAAAGAGGAAAAAUGGGGCUGCCUGGAGCCACAGGAGCUCCGGGGGAGAAGGGAGACCGUGGUGAGCUGGGCUUGACUGGACAUGAGGGCCCAGCAGGGCGAAAAGGAGACAAAGGAGACAAAGGGGACGUGUCCAAUGACGUGCUCCUCACAGGUGCCAAAGGUGACCAAGGCCCUCCUGGCCUCCCAGGACCCCCAGGCCCUCCAGGUCCCCCAGGACCUCCUGGAAGCAGACGAGCUAAAGGCCCUCGGCAGCCAAACAUGUUCAAUGGCCAGUGUACAGGUGAGACAUGUGUGAUACCAAAUGAUGACACCUUGGUUGGAAAAGCUGAUGAGAAAGUCGGGGAACACCAUUCUCCACCAGCAGAAUCCAUGAUCGCUUCCAUCGGAAGUCCGACACAAGUAUUGAAAGUUACAGAGACAUUUGGGACUUGGAUAAGAGAGUCUGCGAACAACAGUGAUGAACGGAUCUGGGUGACUGAACACUUCUCAGGCAUCAGGGUGAAGGAAUUCAAAGACCAACCCUCACUGCUGAAUGGCAGUUACACACUCGUGCACCUCCCCUAUUACUUCCAUGGCUGCGGGCAUGCCGUUCACAACAACUCGCUCUACUACCACAAAGGAGGCUCCAACACCAUAGUGAGAUUUGAAUUUGGCAAAGAAACAUCCCAAACUCUGAAGCUUGAAAACGCCCUGUAUUUUGAUCGAAAAUACCUCUUUGCCAAUUCCAAGACUUACUUCAAUUUAGCUGUGGAUGAGAAGGGCCUUUGGAUUAUCUAUGCUUCAAGUGUGGAUGGCUCGAGCAUUCUGGUCGCCCAGCUGGAUGAGAGGACAUUCUCUGUGAUGCAACAUAUCAAUACCACGUACCCCAAAACCAAGGCCGGCAACGCCUUCAUUGCCCGAGGGAUCCUUUAUGUCACAGACACCAAGGAUAUGAGGAUAACAUUUGCUUUUGAUUUGUUAGGAGGGAAACAGAUCAAUGCUAACUUUGAUUUAAGAACUUCCCAGUCUGUUCUUGCCAUGUUAUCAUACAAUAUGAGAGACCAGUAUUUAUAUUCGUGGGAAGAUGGCCACUUAAUGCUUUAUCCUGUGCAGUUUUUGUCAUCGGCAUUAAACCAGUGAUAAGAUUCAUUCUGUUCACCCUCAGUAACUUUCAGAUGUUCUCUGGCACCAUUUAUACCCCAACAUAAAUCUUGUCUUUAGGGUAACCAGGUAUUUAGCUGUCGUAGUCUCAGGGAGGUGAGUGUUGAUAUGGUCAGGGAAUCCCCCUGCAGUUCAGAUUCCUUAGGGGAACAUAGCAAAGACUUGCAGUCAAAAUAGCUGAGAUUUGGUGAUUUCUCCACAGACUGGCUGGGUGAGUUAUACCCCUUCCUCUUUAGGGCCUUAUUUUUCCUGACUGAUAAUAGGAAAGGGCUGGUGAGAAUGAUUAGCAAGAUUUCCUCUACCUGUAGGAAACUCUGUUGCUGCUCUCACAACUGUUAUAUAUUUGAUUUUGUUUGGGGUAUUUAGCCACAUGCUGAGCAAAUUUACGUCGGAGCUGAUAAGCCCGAUUGCUUGAGCGGUGAAAGCCUUAGUACUGACUUGUAUUCAGUGUCUUGGGCGGCCGCACGGACCCUUUCAGGCUACGGAGGGACCUUAUUACCGUAACUUAUUACCUUCCUCUGCCUCUGCACCUGCCACCACAGCACCAGAAUGAAAAUUACCCUCGGCUCCUGAUUGCGGCUCAAGAUAAGCAAAAGCCAGACACAGCUACGUGCUCGGGUUUGCUAAUGAACCGGGAACAGGCCCUUCAGGCUCCUGUCCAUCUCGGGUAGUGCUGGUUUGCAGCUGGGGGUAAACGUUGACUCCUCAGGCCCCCCUAGCUGCUUCUUGCUCUGCGACGCCUCUGCUCUCAGAGCACAGAAUAUUGUGUAAGGAGCAUUCGUCUGGCUAGAACCAUGGGAAGCACUUUGUGGUUUUCGGGAGAGGUACCGUAUGUGGUUAUUAUCUAGAACAGGGACGGGCAAACUAUGGCCCUUCGGCCAAACUUGCCCACUGCCAGUUUUUGUCAGUUGCGUUAGAAUAGUUACAAGCAUUUGCUUGCGUAGCCCAGCUUGUAACCGCUUUUGCUCUGCGAUGGCAGAACCGAGUCGCUGCAAAGAAUCUGAGCAGGGGCCUGCAAAGCCUGAAACGUUCACCCGCUGGCCCUUUACAGCAAACGUUUGCCGACCCCUGGUCUAGGAUGUAAAGUGAGCCUGACUGUUGGAAGGGCUUCUUCACCGCGGGCUCUUUGUUAUGUUUUGUUUUAUUCCACCCUAAGAAGGCAUAAUUUAUAUGGUUUGAGUGUUUGGUCGAGGGGAAGGGUGAGAACAGUAUAAAAUUAAGGGGACCUCCCCGAAAGCAGUUAGUAAACUGCUCUUUCCCUAAUAGUCUUUGGAUUUUUUUUUUUAGGUUUCAUUUAUUUAUUCAUGAGAGACACAGGGAGAGAGAGAGAGACACAGGCAGAGGGAGCAGCAGGCUACAUGCAGGGAGCUCGACGUGGGGACUUGAUCCGGGUCUCCAGGAUCACGCCCUGGGCCAAAGGCAGGCACUAAACCGCUGAGCCACCCAGGGAUCCCACUGAUAAAGUUUUAAAGAAUAUGAUCUGGUCUCCUUGGACGCCAGGAGACCAAUCCAGCUUAACUUGCACCUGAAUACCCUAUGUUUAUGCCAAAUCAGUUCUUCAAACAUUAUGCAGCCUGGGGUCCAGGCAGGGCUGCUAAGAAGAGAGAGGAAUCUGGAGAGUUACUGGGUCCUACAGCCAGGAAGGGGGCCUAGGGAAAAUCUUACGCAAAGAUUUUUCAUCAAUUUGCCUUUACUUGAAUUCCUGUGUGUGGAGGAGGAGAGCUACAUGCUCCAGGUUCCCCCCUCUCCCCCCCCCAUAAGUUUCAAUUCAUACUCAGUCCUGAGUUGGUGGCUUUAUACCUUAUUAAAAGAAGCAUUUUAAAACUUAGAGGCUUUACAGAUUUGAAUAUUUAAAUCCUCCUAACUCCUGAAAACACUUAGGCAGCUACUGGGGACUUGUUGUUGUUGUAUUCUCAAAAUAGCAGAUAUUUGAAAUUUGUUCUCCACUUUAUCACAUUGGUUGUGUCAUGUCAGCAUAGCUUCUUAAAAAAACUCUUCGAAUUCAUGUUUUGUAACAAAGUAAAAUAGUUUCAUGUUUAAGAUCAAUGCAUCUGAUGAAUACUAGUCUUCUUUUAAAGUAUUUAAAUAUAUGUGUUGCUGUUUCUGCACACAGGGGACCUGGAUAUGAAUACAGUUUCAUAGUAACAGUGGUAUUAGUAAUAAUAAUAGUAUACAAUACUAAUUGUAUAUAUGGUAGAAACCAAAACAGGUUAUUGAAUUAGCACAUAUUCCUUUUAGAAAAAAAUUUUUAGAAGCCUCAGUCUUGAUAUCUGAGCUAUCCUGGCUCCUUUGACUGUGGGUAUGGAAUCAUAUACUUCUAGAAAAACUCAUACUGGGAUUUUUUUUUCCCAUGGCAGAGGGACAAUGGAGUCUGACCAAGGUAUAAUGGGUAAUGCUAUAAUAUGGUUGAAAGUUUGUCUUUACGUGUACAAAAAAUUAAGAUUUUACUCAUUCUUGCCCGCAAACCCUACUUAAAAAAAAAGUUUGGGCUCACUGCUAAAAUAGAUCAUACAGCCUAAUGUUUUAAAGCCAAGAUAUCAUUUUAGAAGUUUACACUGUCACUUACAAUCAAAGUUGCUUUAAAGCACUUUCCAAAUAUCUGCACUUCUGAUGUCAGAAUCAAAGCAGAUAAUACUCUAAUGCUUCUUUAAUCUAAUGUAGAUAGCUCUCCUCUGGAAAGUAAAUAACACCAUCCUCCCAACCUCAAAUGUAGGCUGGACCCUGUUUCAAAGCGUUUUCUCUCAAACUGAUAAUGUGUCCUAUUGAAGCCAUGCAGGCGGUGAUGGGCUCAGCGUAUCACUAAGCACAGAUGUUAUGAGAGAGAAAUAGCCCUGGGGUGGAAGUUUUAAAAUGAAAUGUUCUGGUCUUAGGCCCUUUCACAGUCUAAUUACCUUCAAGGUUGCAAAGUGAAGGUUCAAAUAAGAUAUUAUGAUCCUUGAAGGAGCCACAAGUCCUUCCAAGUUCAUUACUACACAGGUGGGCUGUGACUAUUUGAUGUCAAACCAUCUGAAGAAGCGUGUAGAUAGGGCUUUUCAGUUUUCACCCCACUGCUGUGACCUAGUAUAGCAAGCUAUUAAAAGCGAUAAUUUCCAGUCUGUAACCACAGGUCUGAACCAUUCUGAACAAUGAAUGAAUCCUGAGGAAUGGCUCUUUUCUGGUUGUCAUUACUUCACGUUAGCCAGUACAAUAAUCACUGCUAAAUACAAUCACAUGUUGAAACAAGUGUAUUCUUAUUUCUUGUUAAUUUACAUGUAACAUUUAAAAGAAAAAAUAACAACCCAAAACAGUACUAUGGAAGAAUUAUAUUGGUUGCUCCUCUGUUAAAACUCUUGCAAUUUGCUAACUCCGGAAAACUCAAAAGUCAUUGAUGUGGACUGUGUUCUCUAUAGGAAAACAUGAAAACUAUAUAAAGCUAGUAACUAGAACCAGAAGCAGAUAAAUGCAAUGAAGAUCUGCUAAUUUAUUGGCAUAGGCAAAGCAACUUGAACAUAACAUUUUGGCCUAAACAUUAAAAAGGACAGGUUUAAAAAGAAAAAACAAUAAAACCUGACUUUGUGUGAAUUUGGGCAAGUAUCUUCAUCCCUCAGUGCCUGUUUCAUCUGUAUAAUGUAUAAUAGUAUUCUUACUUCCUCGCAUUUUUCUAUGAGAAAUGAAAAGUGCUAUGAAAAUUAUACAAUUCUUGAGAAAUUAUUGUUACAUUUAUAGUUCAUCCCUAGGGAGAAUCAGAGUGAUCCCAUUGUUCUCACAGCCUGAUUCAGGGGCCACAGAAAUGGAUCAGGGCCACGCCACACGGUUUCUGUCCAUUGGCCUGUUCGAUUAGGUAGUUAACACUUCAUACCAGCAUAAGCAAAAAGAGUUCUUAGUUCUACAACAAAUUUACAAUAAAACUGGGCCAAAUAAUGAAAAAUACUAUUUGA
Messenger RNA from Canis lupus familiaris (dog), 5585 nucleotides. It is a transcript of the gene GLDN, whose product is annotated as gliomedin. Lineage: Eukaryota; Metazoa; Chordata; Mammalia; Carnivora; Canidae. The record is from RefSeq and is a predicted model, not a curated record. Gene Ontology annotation, cellular component: cell surface. The coding region runs from base 1 to 1647 and encodes 548 amino acids. The transcript has 10 exons. Gene Ontology annotation, biological process: signal transduction.